GUAUCCUGACGACCAUAGAAGCGUUUUAAUUGGUUAGAAUUAGUCACGUGGACGGUAUUUUCAUCAGUACCGCCAUCCACGGCUCUUUUUCUAUCUGGUAACAAUGGCAUACACAACUGGAGGAACCAAAAAACGAAUUUGCUAUUACUAUGAUGGUGAUGUUGGAAACUAUUACUAUGGACAAGGGCAUCCAAUGAAGCCACAUCGUAUUCGAAUGACACAUAAUUUGUUACUUAACUAUGGAUUAUACAGGAAAAUGGAAAUAUAUCGACCCCACAAAGCUACUGCAGAGGAGAUGACAAAGUAUCAUUCAGAUGACUAUAUUAAAUUUCUAAAAACUAUCAAACCUGAAAACAUGUCAGAAUAUAACAAGCAAAUGCAAAGAUUUAAUGUUGGUGAGGACUGCCCGGUUUUUGAUGGCAUGUUUGAGUUUUGCCAGCUUUCUGCAGGAGGAUCAGUUGCGGGUGCUGUGAAGUUGAAUAAGCAGCAAACAGAUGUUGCUGUUAAUUGGUCAGGAGGCUUGCAUCAUGCAAAGAAGUCGGAGGCCUCUGGAUUCUGUUACGUCAACGAUAUUGUGCUUGCCAUCCUUGAGCUUCUUAAGUACCAUCAGCGUGUUUUGUACAUCGACAUAGAUAUUCACCAUGGUGAUGGGGUGGAAGAAGCAUUCUAUACCACUGACCGAGUCAUGACAGUUUCUCUGCACAAGUAUGGAGAGUACUUUCCAGGAACUGGCGACCUGCGAGAUAUCGGUGCAGGAAAAGGCAAGUACUAUGCAGUCAAUUUCCCGUUGAGGGAUGGCAUAGACGAUGACUCGUACGAAAAAAUUUUUAAUCCGAUUAUCUCAAAGGUAAUAGAAGUCUACCAGCCAAAUGCCAUUGUUCUCCAGUGUGGAGCUGACUCUCUCUCCGGUGAUCGACUUGGCUGCUUCAAUUUGUCUCUUCGUGGCCACGCCCAGUGUGUAGAGUUUGUGAAGAAGUCAAUUUGCCAUUGUUGCUUCUUGGUGGUGGUGCUAUACCAUUCGCAACGUGGCACGUUGUUGGACAUACGAACUUCGGUUGCGCUUGAGAUUGAUAUUCCAAAUG
Molecule: messenger RNA, 1082 nt
Organism: Rhopilema esculentum
Lineage: Eukaryota; Metazoa; Cnidaria; Scyphozoa; Rhizostomeae; Rhizostomatidae
Source: RefSeq, a predicted model, not a curated record